Messenger RNA from Paramecium tetraurelia, 267 nucleotides. RefSeq lists its product as uncharacterized. The transcript is spliced from 2 exons. Lineage: Eukaryota; Ciliophora; Oligohymenophorea; Peniculida; Parameciidae. The record is from RefSeq and is a predicted model, not a curated record.
AUGGGGUGCACUAAGCAAAAAUAAUCAUCUCCAGCUAGAAACAGAUAAGAUGAUAGCCUCACAAAUAGAUAACCAGAAACAAAUUACACUUAAAAUGUUAUUGGUUUAUAAUAAUGGAAUGAAAAAUAAAUUCGAUCAAAGUUAAAAUCUGGAAAGUGCUAGAAAUAUGUUCUCCAUCGCGUUACUCUUGAAAAUAGCAUCUUCAAUAGCACCAUCAUGAUCAGGAGAAGAAAUCAAGAAAAUUUACCUUCCAAAAUGAGUAUAUGA